This is a messenger RNA of Teleopsis dalmanni, 2334 nucleotides long. Its product is annotated as wee1-like protein kinase. Gene Ontology annotation, biological process: protein phosphorylation; mitotic cell cycle. Gene Ontology annotation, molecular function: non-membrane spanning protein tyrosine kinase activity; magnesium ion binding; ATP binding. NCBI's taxonomy places the organism in Eukaryota, Metazoa, Arthropoda, Insecta, Diptera, Diopsidae. The record is from RefSeq and is a predicted model, not a curated record. The coding region runs from base 252 to 1958 and encodes 568 amino acids. The transcript is spliced from 6 exons. Gene Ontology annotation, cellular component: nucleus.
UCUUACGUCAAACGUAGCAAAAACAAAUUCAUUACAUUUAACGAAACUACGUUUUACGGUAUAAAGUGAUUUAUCACUAAAUUUGUGUUUGUUUUUGCCGGCUUAGUGGGUAAACCGCAACUAACUUUACUUUAUUAGUUUUGCGACAUUUGUAAAGGAAAAGUUGCGUUUAAUGAUUUCGGUCGUGUGUGCAUGCAGUUAUAUGAAUAAUUGUUUCACUUAGGAUUAAGUAAAUUGUGUUUGCCGAUACUAUGGCAUAUCGCGAUAACAAAUACCGAAAUGGUGAUGCACAUAACGCUAGCGAUAAUCUUGACUCAAGCCUUGAAAUGCAAGCAGUGUCUCCAGUUAUGGUGCCUCGCCAUAGGAAAUUGAUUUUUGACACACCUGAAAACGAUCCCCCAAAACAUUCGAAAGAUAACGAUGAGGGGCUUGCUUCACCGCCAUAUCGUAAGGUCCGUGAGUUACGUUUAUUCGACACACCUGCAACACCUAAAACAAUUUUGCAAAAGUCGGCGGAUAAUAACUUGAAUUCUGAUAAUGUUAAAGCGCUUGCAAGUGAAAUGACUGAACGUCCACUCUCUCUACCUGUGCAUCCUCGCACUGUUGAGAAUGUUCGUCCAAGCGCAAAUAUUAAUCCUUUUACUCCUGAUGGGUUAAUGGCAUGUAAAAAGAAACGUUGUCGUACGCAGUCUGGCUUGGAUGGUUCGGUUAAUUCGUUUCUAAACACAGAAGCAGAAUGUGAUAAUGAUGAUGAAUCUCUGGAAGUUGUACAAGCACCAAAGCGAUUGGCGUUGCAAGACACAAAUAUUAGUCGCUAUCGAAAGGAGUUCAUAGAAAUAUCUGUAAUUGGUGUUGGCGAGUUUGGUUUAGUUUAUCAGUGCCUUAAUCGUUUAGAUGGAUGCGUUUAUGCUAUUAAAAAGAGUAUUAAACCCAUUGCGGGCAGCUUCUUUGAAAAACGAGCAUUAAAUGAAGUUUGGGCUCACGCUGUGUUAGGAAAGCACGAUAAUGUAGUUCGUUAUUAUUCAGCAUGGGCAGAAGAUAAUCAUAUGCUUAUUCAGAAUGAAUACUGCAAUGGUGGUAGUCUACAGUCAUUGAUACAAAAACGUUCACUUGUUGAAUCAGAGCUUAAAAUUUUACUCCUUCACGUUGCAGAAGGCUUACGUUAUAUACAUUCACAUGAUUUGGUGCACAUGGAUUUGAAGGCUGGUAACAUAUUUCUUGCAAAAGAACCAGUUUUGCAUAAAACGACUCUACCAUCACUGACUGAAGAAUGUUAUGAAAAUGGAAUGGAUGGUGUUUAUGCUGAAUUAAGUAAUACUGAAUGCAUUAUUACUUAUAAAAUAGGAGAUCUUGGUAAUGUAACAUCAAUUGAGGACGCUAACGUUGAGAAAAGCGAUUGCCGUUACUUACCUAACGAAAUUUUAAAAGAAAAUUUUAGCCAUCUUUUUAAAGCAGAUAUGUUUUCGUUAGGGAUAACCCUAUAUGAGGCUGCAGGAGGAGGUCCCCUGCCAACUAAUGGGCCAGAAUGGGACAAUUUACGUAAUGGAAAUAUUCCAUAUAUAUCAACAAUAAGUGAAGAAUUUAAUGACCUCAUCAAAUUAUUGACUCAUCCUGAUCCGGAGCAGCGUCCUUCGUCCACAUCUAUUUUUAGUAAUCCAAUACUCAACUCAUUGGAAUCAAAAACAAAGGUUCAACUUACUCAGGAAAUAUUAAUUCAGAGCCAAAAGAAUACCAUCUUGUUCAGAAAACUUCAAGAAACUAAGAAGCAACUUAGAGCAAAUGAGAACAACUUGAAAAGCAUGAACCAAAUUUACCCUGCAGUAUUAGGAGAGCAACGUUGUCUACGUUCGUGUUCUCAAAAAAAGCGAUCUCUUGGUUUAACCACUAGAACUGAACGUCUUCGUGAUCGAAACAAAAACCUGAUUAGUAAUAAUAACAAUAACAAUAUUAAAUGUUAAAAAAUUGUUAAAUGUCCUUAGUUUUCAUGUUGAUUUGUUAUACCUUUUAUAUUAAUUUUUAUGUCUCACGUAACAAAAAAAAAUAGUACAACAUUUGUUAGAUUAAUAGCACAAAUGAACAAAAGUAAAAUAUAUUUUUAUUUAUAUUUGUAAUCUAUUCAUAUUAAAACAAUUAUAAAACUGUGGUUUAAAUGUAUUUUUAAUGUACAUAAGUUAUUAAUAAGACGUAACAUAAGUUUAUAUUAUAAGUAACACCUGCCGCAUUAAAUAAAAGAAUAAAAGACGUAUGUGAACAUUUUUCUGGGUAACCAUAGGAAUACGUACUGAGAUUUCUUUAACUUUUUGUACCCGUUUUUAAAAAGUAAAUAAAAAAUUA